Molecule: messenger RNA, 5137 nt
Organism: Scophthalmus maximus (turbot)
Lineage: Eukaryota; Metazoa; Chordata; Actinopteri; Pleuronectiformes; Scophthalmidae
Product: TCDD-inducible poly(ADP-ribose) polymerase
Exons: 7
Coding region: 1680-3854 (724 amino acids)
Molecular function (GO): NAD+ poly-ADP-ribosyltransferase activity; zinc ion binding
Source: RefSeq, a predicted model, not a curated record
CAGUUGAAUUCCAGGAACCGACCGAGCCAGAAGGUUUUCUUACCGUAGUGUACAAGGGAUAUUUGGCUGUAGAUUACACCGGAGUCCCGUGAAACUUUUUCCUACUGCGAGGAGUCCACCCAAGGAAACCGACGAGUCUCAACUCCCAACAUCGAAACCAAGCUCCACAUGGAUGGAUGGACACUACAAGUCACAAUGAAUAACAAACCCGAGCACGGAAACGAAGAUACAGAUACAGUUCUGAAAGUUCCUGAAAGUCAGGCGGCCGGUGAAGGUCACAGCUAUGGUAAUGAGAAGGAAUUUAAAUCGGGCCAUUUGGCUCAAGGAAAGCUACGCUGGCACAACUAACAGGCAAAGAGAAUCUGACAUGGCAAAUAAGGGACGACGGUGACGAUGACAGCUUAACGUAAAUUCAGACCAGAUCAGUGAAGUGUAACGCUUGAAGAGUUCUGUGAGUUAAAGAACAGUUAACAAUAAGUGUUAAGAGGAAGUAUCAACAACUUUCUGAAGGAGAAAUGAGCAGGGAUCAAACUCCCUGGUCGAACCCAAGGCCGAUGCUUUCAAGGUUUUUCGCGGAAGAGAUUAUGGUAUGGAUAGGCAAUGAGUUGCGUUGCAGAAGCUGCGCAAUACGACAAAGAGGUGCAGCAAUCGGACAGAGCUCCCAGGACAGGCUCCAGGCGUUCCUCUUGUGCCUCAUCUUUGGCUUCCUUUGUUCAUCAGAGGACAGAGUUGGAGUUGGAAAAAACCAAGUGGUUGGCCGAGGCAUCCACUCUAACACAAAGAGGAAUCCUGGAAGAGAAAGAAGCAGAAGUAGAAAGGAAAAUAAAAGGGGAUAGGCAGAGAGCACCACAGUAGAGACAAGAACCUCUGCCCCCCUUAGAACGGUCCCGUAUUCCAGGGAAACCCACCAAACUAUUGGCCACAAGCAGAGAUACCAGAGACCAACCCUUCACAAAUGCUCACUAGGCAGCAGAGGCUAUAGACCCACUAGAAUAUUGUCUGUUCAUUAGGGCAUUCAAACAUGGAGUAGGGGAGAAAACAGAGUAGCCAGGACCAGCUCAUCUUCUUGCAUCGGUUUACUAGGGGAGAACCCCAGGACCUGACAAAGAACUGUUUACUUACGGAACCCCGAGAAAGGCUGUUAUGAGGCCAGGAAACUUCUGGAAGAAUAUUUCGGGAAUCCCAUGAAGAUUGCAGCGGCAUAUGUCAGCAAGGCUCGGAGCUGGCCUACGAUAAAGUUGGACGACGGAGAAGGUCCUUUGGCCUCUAUCUCACAGAAUGCCUUAGUGCUAUGACUGAGGUGGAGUACAUGGAACAGCUCGACUAUGCGGUUACCCGCAGGAUAUCUCCAUGACAAGCUCCCGUAUAAGCUGAAGGGAAAGUGGAAUGGAGUGGCCUAUGGUAUUCAAGAUAGAGAAAAACGCAGUCAGGUUCAACGACCUUGUGGACUUUGUUAACAGGAAAGCUGAGAGAGCCUCGGACCCAAUGUUCGUUAAUGCAAAGAACUUCGGCCCAAAGAGUCAAGCUAAAGUCCAAGCAGAUGAGAGGUUGCAAAGGAAAAGUGAUAACAAGAGAGGCUUCAUCACUGCCGUAGUUAUUGUCAUUAACCAAGCGGUGGGUCCCAGGAACAAAGCCAGAAACAAAGGGCGGCCGGGCUGUAGGCGAGGGGCAGAGGCACCAUGGACAAGACUUUGCACAUUCUCCAGAAGGCCGCGGACGGCGCGUCGAGCGGCCUCUCCCUGGGCAUGAGUUUGAACGUGGACGGCGGCGGAGGCUUCGCGGAGCGGCCGAUCGUGGGGCUGCCGGACAAAAUCCCCCUGGUGAAGCCGUAUUUCAAGAAGAAGCAGAGGAAGCUGGACGCCAAGUGCCUCCACCGCGCCCUGGAGGACCCCAUCCUGACCACCCUGCUGAGCGCGGACACGCUGGUGUCCGGCGACGGGGUGUUCGUGCCCCGCAGCCAGCAGGGUCGGACUCCGGGCAACCUGUGCGCGGCGGCCGUGGUCAAACAGAGCCGCAUCGGCCAGGUGUGCCUCAAAGACCCGGCGGCGGCGGCGGCGGUCGACGCCGCGGCCGGGGCCGGGGCCGGCGUGCCGGUGCUGAUGGCCCGGGACGGCGACGUGGAGAUAGCCGAUACUACUGCGGAGCUGGAGGAGACGGAGCGACGAGCGGAGCGACCCAAGAUCCCCGGGCCGACCCCCGACAGCCGCUGCUUUCAGCUGAAACCUGCCCUGGGGGCGGACGGGACCACGGGGACGAUAACCCCCCCGGGCCGGGAUGUGGCUCCCCUCGCGGCGGCCCCGCCUCCCCGCCAGCAGGCGGCCAUCAGAAGCAAUGACCUCUUAACCUCUGGGGCUAAAGCCCUUCCAGUCAAAGACUGCACUGGAGCCCAGGGGCCCCUUCCCCUCCUCCUGCAGCCCGACAAAGGAGUACUAUUUCAGGACAAAAGUGAAGAGGCCUCCCUGGACCUGGUUUUCCAGCUGCUCACUCAGCUCCAGUAUCACACACACCAGUCGGACUCGGUGGACAUCUGUGUGGAUUUCCUACAAGGACUGUGCGCGUACGGCAACGACUGUGCCCACCACCACACUGUCCUGCCCUACCACUGGCAGAUCCACCGGAGCAGCAGUCGGACGUGGCAGAGCGUGGCGGAUGACUCCCAGGAACAGCUGGAGAGACUGUACUGCAACCCGGACAAUGAGCAAGUCAGGCUCAAGUUUCAGGGUAGAGUGUUCUCUCUCGACUUCGGGGCGAUGCGAGUGUGUGAUCUGGAGUUUGACCGGGUCAGACGACUGACCUCUCCCCCCAGUCCUUUGCCCACGCCCACAACGAACCCAAAUCCCACUCCCAGCUGUCACACAGUGUGGAAGUACUACUGCAGAGACAACUUUGGAUGGAGGGAAUACUCCGAGCCCGUGGUGAAACUCAUAGAGGAGGCGAGUUCGAGGGGUCUUAAGGAGGUGCGAUUCAUUACGCUCCAGAACCAGUAUAUCCUCAACAUCAGGGAGGGCUUCCAGCAGAACGCCAUCUUCGGGUUCAGACGCCAGAUAAAGAAGCGGCCAAUGUUCAUGUCCUCUGUUAUUCUCACACCCCAUCUACAGACUCUGGGUGGUCUCUCUUCAUCUCCCCUCCCCUGUUCCUCCUCCUCCUCGUCUUCGCCCUCCUCGUCCAUGGAGAUCUCCGCGUCUCACCCCCUCUCGCCAACCACCGCCAACCCGCCGAGACUUUUCCCGGAAACGUGGCUGCCCAUGAUGAUGAACCAGGACUUCCUGCAGGUGCCGGUCUCGCGGGAAGACCGCAGCUACCGCACCGUGUACAGCCUUUUCCACAAGACCGUGUCGGAGACCAAGUUCAGGAUCAUCAAGAUCCAGCGUGUGCAGAACCCCUUCCUCUGGGAGAAGUAUAAGAGGAAGAAGGAGUACAUGUCGCGGCGCUUGUCGGAGAUGGACCGGCUGCUGAGCGAGCGCCACCUCUUCCACGGCACCUCGGCCGACGUGGUGGAGGGCAUCUGCAAGCACAACUUCGACCCCCGCGUCUGCGGCAAGCACGCCACUAUGUUCGGCCAGGGCUCCUACUUCGCCCGCAAGGCCGUCUACUCCCACAACUUCUCCAAGCGCUCGCCCAAAGGAGUCCACUGCAUGUUCCUGGCCAAAGUCCUCACUGGCAGGUUUACUGUAGGAAAUCCCUCCAUGCGACGGCCUCCACCCAUCAACCCCCGCGACCCCUCCAGUGACCUCUACGACUCCUGUGUGGACAACUGGGUGGACCCCCAGAUCUAUGUCAUCUUCAACGACGACCAGAGCUACCCGUACUUUAUCAUCCACUACGAGGAGGUACCCAGCACUGUGGCCGUCUAGCCCCCGUGGAUCAGACUGGAGCCGCCUGUAAUUUGCAAAUACUCAUUCAUAGUUUUGCUUCGGUCUGUUGAGGCGUCAGAUCGGUGGAGUUUGCCGCCUCCGACGAAAAGGAACAAAUUUAGACGCAAUCAAAAGCUGAAAUUUGGUGUAUUUCCAUGUCUAUUUAAAUCACCUUGUUAGACUAAUCGUCUCGCAUCUGCUGCAGAUCAAAACAAAACCUAUGAAAUUAUUUGCAAAUGCUAAAAAUGGUUCCUGGUCCAAUAGUCAAACUGGAUCCAACCAGACUAGACCGCAGUUAGGAACAACCAGACACAAACAGGACUAGCAAAGGAUGGCGCCUGUUUUCAUCCGGUGUGCAGAAAGUGGAUGACAGCUGGCAACAGCUGCAGCGCACUGGACUCAAAUAACACAGUUUGUUCAUCUAGUUUUAAAAAGGAGCCUUGUGAUGAUCAUCGGACACAGGAGGAUCUAAGCUACCUUAAUAUUCUGGAGGAGAAAGAAAAACAAACCUAGUCCCCUUAUCAUUUUGACCUAGUCGUAUGGCUGUAUAUGAACUCAGAUCCACAUCAGGACAGUUAGCAUCGUGCCAGUACUGUGAAUGACCAACUGGACGUUUUUAUUUUUCCCGAGGAAGCAGAAACCAACCAGUCAGAGGCUUCCAAAGAGAAACCGAGGAGUCACGGACCCCCCCCAUCAUUCUCUUGCAACAAAAAAAAAUCAAAAAAAAUAAUCAUAGUGAGUGUUUACCCAGCCUCCGGCCCAUAUGUUUGUUUUUUUAUUCAAGUCUAUGUGCUGCGUGUGUGAAUCAUUUUAAUUUAGUGGACAUGAAUCUUGUGGCCUCUUCAACCAUGUGGACUAUGGACGUGAGUUUCAGUGGGACUUUUCCAAAUGGACAUCCGCAAAAACCAGAAACCUCCAGGAAGAGGUUUCACAACAAGCAAGUGCUGUUCGCAGUUGGCAAUUUUUUAUUUUUUUUGUCCUCAACAUUUUUUUUUGUUGUUGUUGUUGGAUUCCUCGGCAGGGGACUGAAGAGUGUAUAGUUUCCCUCCUGAGACUUGACGAUGAUGCCGCAGCUGCGGCAGCACUUUAGCGUUUUGUCAGCGAACCCCCUGAAACUCAUCUCUCCCUCUCUCGGACUGCUCUCUGACUCAGAGGCGGCAGACAAACUGUACAGACGUUCUCUGUUUAUAUUUGAACUGUGUGCCUUUUGUUCAUAAAAAUGUUUAUUUAUGUUAGUUUAAUGUAACAUUGAUUAAAUAAAAGAAACUAAAAGAGAAAAACGA